Drosophila novamexicana is the source of this 1478-nucleotide messenger RNA. RefSeq names its product putative odorant receptor 85e (gene Or85e). The transcript is spliced from 3 exons. The record is from RefSeq and is a predicted model, not a curated record. Gene Ontology annotation, biological process: sensory perception of smell; detection of chemical stimulus involved in sensory perception of smell. Gene Ontology annotation, cellular component: plasma membrane. Lineage: Eukaryota; Metazoa; Arthropoda; Insecta; Diptera; Drosophilidae. The coding region runs from base 1 to 1416 and encodes 471 amino acids. Gene Ontology annotation, molecular function: olfactory receptor activity; odorant binding.
AUGGCCAGUCUGCAGUUCCAUGGCGGCAUCGAGGCGGGCAUUGGCUAUGCCCCACGGCCGCUUGACGCGUGUCGAGUGCCGCAGCUCUUUAGACUCCAUCUCAGGAUACAAUUGCUGGUGGGCCUGAUGCCCAAGCCGGCGCUGCCCGCUUGGUUGCCCACCUGGCUGCAUUCGCUGCUCCGCCUGCUGGCGCUCCUCCAUUGCCUGGUCGUGCUCUUCAUAGCGUUGCAUCUAGGCGUGCUGUUCUGCAAGACGACACUGGAUGCUCUGCCGACGGGCAAGCUGGAGGACAUAACCGAUGCACUCACCAUGACAGUCAUCUACUUCUUUACGGCCUAUGCCAUCGGCUAUUGGUGUGUUCACUCCGAGCGGCUGGUGCAAUUCCUGUCCCACAUCAAUCGGGAAUAUCGCCAUCAUUCGCUCGCCGGCGUCAGCUUUGUGAAUAUGUACACUGCCUAUCGCUGGGCGUGCAACUUUACGGCCAUUUGGCUGAUUUCCUGUCUCUCCGGCUGCAUCUUCUGGGGCGUGACGCCCCUGGUCCUGGGUGUAAGGACUCUGCCGCUGCGCUGCUGGUAUCCGUUCGAUGCCAUGGCCGUUUACGUCUAUAUUCUGGUGUAUGCCACACAGCUUUACGGCCAGAUUAUUGUCGGCGCCACUUUCAGCUUUGGUGGCUUUAUGUUCGUCUCUCUCUGCUUACUGCUGUUGGGUCAGUACGAUGUGCUUUACUGCAGUCUCAAGAAUCUGGACGCACAUGCCCGGCUGCUUGCCGGUGAGUCUCUGCCGGCAUUAUGCGAUUUACAGCGGGAGCUGCUACUGGACGAAUCGACCUGUGAGCUUGGUGAAUAUGCUUUGCUGCAGGAGCACUCGACGGAUUUGGUCAAUUUUAUGUUAGCGCGCGGGCAUCCGCUGGCACUGAGCCUGACAAGGGCCGCACAUGCGGGGCUUGUGGAAUGCGUGCGUUUGCAUCGCUUUGUGCUGGAGUAUGCCGCGGAGCUGGAGCAGCUGUUUAGCCCGUACUGUUUGAUCAAAUCGCUGCAGAUCACGCUGCAGCUGUGCCUGCUCGUGUUCGUGGGCGUCUCCGGCUCACGGGAGGUGAUGCGCGUGAUCAAUCAGUUGCAGUAUCUAUUACUGACCACCUUCGAGCUGCUCAUGUUCACUUACUGCGGCGAGCUGCUGCACAGGCACAGCGUCCGCGUCGGGGAUGCGUUUUGGCGUGGCGCCUGGUGGCAGCAUGCACCCCACAUGCGCCAGGAUGUGCUCAUAUUUCUGGCGAACAGUCGCCGUGCCGUCCAGGUAACGGCCGGCAAGUUCUAUGUCAUGGACGUAAAUCGUCUGCGAUCGGUUAUCACGCAGGCGUUUAGCUUUCUGACGCUGCUGCAAAAGCUGGCCGCCAAGAAGACAGCCGUCGAAUCCUAGGACCAUGCCCAUUGUUUGCCAGUGCUAAUAUUUAUUUUGCUCAUUAAAAACAUGUCGAGUAA